This is a messenger RNA of Nycticebus coucang (slow loris), 303 nucleotides long. RefSeq names its product WAP four-disulfide core domain 11 (gene WFDC11). Lineage: Eukaryota; Metazoa; Chordata; Mammalia; Primates; Lorisidae. The coding region runs from base 34 to 303 and encodes 89 amino acids. The record is from RefSeq and is a predicted model, not a curated record. The transcript is spliced from 3 exons.
AAAAAAUCUCCCUGACAACAGAUACUCUGAGAGAUGGUCAACAUCAUGAAGCUAUGGAUACCUCUGCUCAUGACAUUCUUCUGUGUGGUGCCACUGUUCGUGCUGGGAGGCGUGAAGAGACACUAUAAAUGGGGUGAACUACUAAUUGAAGAGUGCUGGGGACAGCCAAAGGUGGAGGAAUGUACCAAGAAGUGUUCUAGAACCUUUAAGUGCAAAGAACAAAAUCACACGUGCUGUUGGACCUACUGUGGAAACAUUUGCUGGGAAAAUGAAAUAACCUUAGAAAGACAGCUUACACCCUAA